Molecule: messenger RNA, 1782 nt
Organism: Anolis sagrei ordinatus
Lineage: Eukaryota; Metazoa; Chordata; Lepidosauria; Squamata; Anolidae
Source: RefSeq, a predicted model, not a curated record
AUGCGUAUUCAUCCUGUGUUUCAUCGGUCUUUGCUACGACCGGCUGAUGGGAUACGUCCAGAUCCAGGGAGGGGACCGCCACCUCCCCCAGUACUUCGGGAGGGGGAAGAGGAGUUUGAAGUUCAAAACAUUUUAGAUUCCCGCUUCCGACACUGCAGACUACAGUAUCUGGUCGACUGGACGGGGUAUGGACCUGAGGAGCGAUCCUGGAUUGAUGCUCGGGAUUUUGGGGCUCCUUUGGGCGGCGUGGGCGGGGCUUGGGGCGGAGGGGGCGUGGCCUGCCCUUCCUCGUCGGUCCCUGCCUCGGCCGGCCGGCCUGCCUGCCUGCCUGUCCGCGCGGCCUCUUUGUGCCUGGCUGGGGAGGCAGCCAUGGGCUGGAGCCGGGGCCUCCGCGCCGCCCCCGCCUCCUACUUCUGCCUCAAGUUCUCCCUCUCGGCCUACGCCACGCUUUUCGCGCUGAUUGGCCUUGUGAUCCUGUGUGUGGGCAUUUAUGCCGAAGUGGAACGGCAGAAGCACCGGACACUGGAGGGGCUCUUCCUGGCCCCAGCCAUCCUUCUCCUCCUCCUGGGCCUCACCAUGUUCGGUGUCUCCUUCAUCGGGAUGGUGGGCUCCCUCCGGGACAACCGCACCAUGCUCAAGAUCUUCUUCUGGGUUUUGUUGAGCAUCUUCAUCAUUGAGCUGCUGCUGCUGUUCAUUGAGAUCAUCUUCGAAAAACAGAUGAACUCUGUCUUCCACGCCAGCCUCCAGGAUGGGAUCAAGCACUACUACGAUGAUUUGGAUUUCAAAAACAUCCUGGACUUUGUGCAGCAGAAGUUCUCCUGCUGCGGAGGAGAUGAGUUCAAGGACUGGCGGGUCAACCCCUACCAUGCCUGCAACAGCAGUGGGGCCCUUGCCUGCGGUGUGCCCUACACCUGCUGCAUCCGCAAGGAGAAAGUCAUCAACACGCUGUGUGGAUACCGGACCCUGGAUAAAGAGCGGUUGGAGCUGGUGGACACCAUCCACGUCCGCGGCUGCAUCCAUGCGGUUGGUCUGUGGCUGAAGGACAACUUUGAAGCCACUUUGGGAAUUGUGUGCUCCCUGCUUCUCCCACAGGUCCUGGGCUUGGUGAUGGCCUGGCUGUACUGGCAGGAGCUGGACGAGAUGCACGAGAACCUGGACAUGGUGGACUUCAAGCGGCUGGACUUCAGCAGCUUUGACUGGGAUGCACUGGACCUCACUGGGGCUGGGUGGUGCUGGUGUUUGCCCAGGGAGGGGGGCUACCUUCCGGUCCGAGACACAGAGGAGGAGGAGGACACAGGGGUGGCCGUGGUGGCCGAUGCCAAGGUGGACAAUGCAGGGGCCGAUGGGAUGGAUGAUGCAAGGGUUGAAAUGGUGGACGAGGCAGGGUUGGACACAGUGGAUGGCACAGGGGCACACUUGGUGGAUGACGGUGCCAUUGGCCAGAGUGUUGUAUGAAUGACCUGCAUGGGUUGUCCAAAGGACCAGCCUCCAAGAGACUGACUGGCCCAAAGCUUGAGAGAGCCAUAGAUGAGGGUCAGCCAACUGUCUUGGGGUUUUUGUUAGAGCAAGGAGAAGGAGCCAUUGGGUGCAAGUAGGCAGUGUGGCCCCUGGACUGUGCUUAACCAGGGCAGCAUCGGGUGCAUUUCUACUGAUGGGGGAGGGUUUUUGUACACCUCGGUUUUUAAUAGUAAACACAGCCUUGUCUUCAUCCGGCACUUCAUUCAAGACAAGAAAAGGCCAAGGUUGGUGCACAAUAUUAAAGGUUCUCUUUUUUGCCCCUUU